AUGGCCAUCGCCAUGGAGACCGACCUCAGCCGUGUGUGUCCAUCCAUCCCAGAUUCCCAGAUGAAAGGCUCGGCUGCAUGAGAUUUUUCCGUAACCGUUCUGUUGGUGUGGGAGGCCUUUUCCCAUGGAAGGUGGCUGGUGUAACAGCUAGCCUGCGAAUGACAUCCGUUCCUCUCGAUUGAUUGCUUCCUGUAUCCCCAAACGCCAUGUGAAAUAGGCGGAUACGAUCAUUUCUUCAUAUUCCCAGAAAACAUAUGUAGGCCUACUAUUGUAUAACUUCCUCAGUGAUUUGCUUUAUGUUCAAGUAAUCCUCAAGAAGCUGUGCUGCGGGUUAAAAUAUAUAAAACCACUGCGGCGCUUAAGUAUUGUACCUUACUAACCAAUUCGUUCAAUGUAGGCCUGGUGUGGAUAGAAAAUCGGAAUUAUUGCACUAUAAUCAGGAAACAACUGUAACCGUUGAAGAUGAUCCUGCCUUAUUUCAUUGUUGUGUAAGGCUUAGCCCAGGAAAAUAAAUAAUAUGCUAGAAAAAUGUUAUUUCUUCCCAAAACCCAGUUACUGAUUUUGAUUUAAUAUGUCCUGCUGUCCUCGUUGUGCAUGUUGAAUCUGAAACUUUCUAAAUAUAGACUGGAACUUGAGAGUGAAACUCUAAAAUGCAAUCCACAGCUGUGAAGUAAGAUUAUCUAUUGGGUUACAUAAUGUGAUUUUAAGCACUUACAAAUUCGUAACAUAUCAUACGAAUUGCAAAAUUGCAGGACGUACUGUAACGUAUCAUGUGAAAUGGAUGACGUACACAAUUGUGCACAAUCUUCGUAGGGCCGUUUUUGCUCGUGAGCGCUACUUUCAAAACUACUGCCUGAAAUUAUACAAAACGCUGCUGCAUCACUUUAACCUGGUUGUUUUAAUCAAGAUAUAAUUUCUAAAGUAUGGUUUAGCAAUUGUGGAUGGUGGGAACAUAUCACAAAAUAGCUAAAACAUUUUAGUAGACGCUCUUAUUCAGAGCGACUUACAUGAGCAAUUAGGGUUAAGUGCCUUGCUCAAGGGCACAUCGACAGAUUUUUCACCUAGUCGGCUCUGGGAUUAGAACCAGCGACCUUUCAGUUACUGGCACAACGCUUAACCACUAAGCUACCUGCCAUCCUAAAAGAGAUGCAGAUUAUUCUACUUUCUUUCAACUACACUUAACAAAAAUAUAAAAAGUCAAGGGGUCUGAAUGCUUUCCAAAUGCACUGUAUACUGAACAAAAAUACAAACACAACAUGUAAAGUGUUGGUCCCAUGUUUCAUUAGCUGAAAUAAAAGAUCCCAGAAAUGUUCCAUAUGCACAAAAAGCAUAAGCACAUUUCAAAUUUUUUUGGGGCACAAAUCUGUUUAAAUUCCUGUUAGUGAGUAUUUCUCCUUUGCCAAGAUAAUCCAUCAAGAAGCUGACUAAACAGCAUGAUCAUUACACAGGUGCACCUUGUGCUGGGGACAAUAAAAUGCCACUUUAAAAUGUGCAAUUUUGUCACACAACACAGCCACAGAUGUCUCAAGUUUUGAGGGAGCUUGCAAUUGGCAUGCUGACUGCAGGAAUGUCCACCAGAGCUGUUGCCAGAGAAUUGAAUCUUAAUUUCUUUACCAUAAGCUGCCUCCAACGUCGUGUAUGGCGUUGUGUGGGCGAGCGGUGUGUUGAUGUCAAAGUUGUGAACAGAGUGCCCCAUGGUGGCGGUGGGGUUACAGUGAGGUAAAAAAGUAUUUGAUCCCCUGCUGAUUUUGUAUGUUUGCCCACUGACAAAGAAAUGAUCAGUCUAUAAUUUUAAUGGUAGGUUUAUUUGAACAGAGAAAGACAGAAUAACAACAAAAAAAUCCAGAAAAACGCAUGUCAAAAAUGUUAUAAAUUGAUUUGCAUUUUAAUGAGGGAAAUAAGUAUUUGACCCCCUCUCAAUCAGAAAGAUUUCUGGCUCCCAGGUGUCUUUUAUACGGGUAACGAGCUGAGAUUAGGAGCACACUCUUAAAGGGAGUGCUCCUAAUCUCAGCUUGUUACCUGUAUAAAAGACACCUGUCUACAGAAGCAAUCAAUCAAUCAAUCGAUUCCAAACUUUCCACUAUGGCCAAGACCAAAGAGCUCUCCAAGGAUGUCAGGGACAAGAUUGUAGACCUACACAAGGCUGGAAUGGGCUACAAGACCAUCGCCAAGCAGCUUGGUGAGAAGGUGACAACGGUUGGUGCGAUUAUUCGCAAAUGGAAGAAACACAAAAUAACUGUCAAUCUCCCUCGGCCUCGGGCUCCAUGCAAGAUCUCACCUCGUGGAGUUGCAAUGAUCAUGAAAACGGUGAGGAAUCAGCCCAGAACUACACGGGAGGAUCUUGUCAAUGAUCUCAAGGCAGCUGGGAGCAUAGUCACCAAGAAAACAAUUGGUAACACACUACGCCGUGAAGGACUGAAAUCCUGCAGCGCUGCAAGGUCCCCCUGCUCAAGAAAGCACAUAUACUGUACAUGCCCGUCUGAAGUUUGCCAAUGAACAUCUGAAUGAUUCAGAGGAGAACUGAGUGAAAGUGUUGUGGUCAGAUGAGAUCAAAAUUGAGCUCUUUGGCAUCAACUCAACUCGCCGUGUUUGGAGGAGGAGGAUUGCUGCCUAUUACCCCAAGAACAACAUCCCCACCGUCAAACAUGGAGGUGGAAACAUUAUGCUUUGGGGGUGUUUUUCUGCUAAGGGGACAGGACAAUUUCACCGCAUUACAUUUACAUUUACAUUUUAGUAAUUUAGCAGACGCUCUUAUCCAGAGCGACUUACAGUUAGUGAGUGCAUACAUUAUUUUUUAAUAUAUAUAUUUUUCAUACUGGCCCCCCGUGGGAAUCGAACCCACAACCCUGGCGUUGCAAACGCCAUGCUCUACCAACUGAGAUACAUCCCUGCCGGCCAUUCCCUCCCCUACCCUGGACGACGCUGGGCCAAUUGUGCGCCGCCCCAUGGGUCUCCCGGUCGUGGCCGGCUACGACAGAGCCUAGAUUCGAACCAGGUUCUCUAGUGGCACAGCUAGCACUGCAACUUCACCACAUCAAAGGGACGAUGGACAUGGCCAUGUACCAUCAAAUCUUGGGUGAGAACCUCCUUCCCUCAGCCAGGGCAUUGAAAAUGGGUUGUGGGUGGGUAUUCCAGCAUGACAAUGACCCAAAACACACGGCCAAGGCAACUAAGGAGUGGCUCAAGAAGAAGCACAUUAAGGUCCUGGAGUGGCCUAGCCCGUCUCCAGACCUUAAUCCCAUAGAAAAUCUGUGGAGGGAGCUGAAGGUUCGAGUUGCCAAACGUCAGCCUCGAAACCUUAAUGACAUGGAGAAGAUCUGCAAAGAGGAGUGGGACAAAAUCCCUCCUGAGAUGUGUGCAAACCUGGUGGCCAACUACAAGAAACAUCUGACCUCUGUGAUUGCCAACAAGGGUUUUGCCACCAAGUACUAAGUCAUGUUUUGCAGAGGGGUCAAAUACUUAUUUCAGUCAUUAAAAUGCAAAUCAAUUUAUAACAUUUUUGACAUGCGUUUUUCUGGAUUGUUUUGUUGUUAUUCUGUCUCUCACUGUUCAAAUAAACCUACCAUUAAAAUUAUAGACUGAUCAUUUCUUUGUCUGUGGGCAAACGUACAAAAUCAGCAGGGGAUCAAAUACUUUUUUCCCUCACUGUUUGGUAUGGGCAGACAUAAACUAUGGACAACAAACACAAAUGCAUUUUAUCGAUGUGUCGUGCUGCAUGAGGCAUAUGGUGGUCACACCAGAUACUGACUGGUUGUCUGAUCCAGGCCCCUACCUUUUUUAAAAUGUGUCUAUCUGUGACCGACAGAUGCAUAUCUGUAUUCCCAGUCAUAUGAAAUCCAUAGAUAAGGGCCUAAUGUUAGUGAGCAUUUCUCCUUUGCCAAGAUAAUCCAUCCACCUGACAGGUGUGGCAUAUCAAGAAGCUGAUUAAACAGCAUGAUCAUUACACAGGUGCACCUUGUGCUGGGGACGAUAAAAGGCCAUAAAAGGCCAGAAUUUUAUGUUAAUGUCUCUACCAUAAGCCGCCUCCAACGUCGUUUUAGAGAAUUUUGCAGUACGUCCAACCGGCCUCACAACCGCAGACCACGUGUAACCACGCCAGCCCAGGACCUCCACAUCCGGCUUCUUCACCUGCAGGAUCGUCUGAAACCAGCCACCCGGACAGCUGAUGAAACUGAGGAGUAUUUCUGUCUGUAAUAAAGCCCUUUUGUGGGGAAAAACUCAUUCUGAUUGGCUGGGGCUGGUUCCCCAGUUGGUGGGCCUGGUUCUCAAGUGGGUCGGCCUAUGUCCUCCCAGGACCACCCAUGGCUGCGCCCCUGCCCAGUCAUGUGAAAUCCAUAGAUUAGGGUCUAAUUUAUUUAUUUUAAUUGACUGAUUUCCUUAAAUGAACUGUAACUCAGUAAAAUCUUUGAAAUUGUUGCAUUUAUAUUUUUGUUCAGUAUAGAAUAAGCAUUUCAUACUCUAUAGAGACAGACAGUUGAGUAGGCCUUUUUUGUUUGACUUAUAUUCUUCAACCUUGGUAGACAGAAAUCUGACUGUGCCAUUAAUUUGGUCCUCAAUCUCCUCCUCUCUUUCAGUCUCCCAUUCUCUCGCCCUACAACCUGCCGACUCCUGCACUCUCGAGCACUAACUUCAGGCAAUUAAGAAAAUAAACAGUACUUCCUAGGGUCCCUGUGGACCAUUAAUCUACUUUUCCAGAUUACAGCACAUAUAGUUGGCCUGGCAAGCUGCCGACUGUCAACAAUGGGUAACCAGUAGACACUGGAACUAUGUGGCCUCCGUUGUGAGAGGCAUGCUUAAAUGUGUCAGCUACAAUUUAGUCACAUUUACUAUCAGUAUGGCAUGUUGAGAUUAAGCUGUUGGGAUUAGUUGUGAAAUGUGGAUACUGGCGACCAUGGUAACAACAGAACACCCAUGGUAGAUUUGGCGCUAGAUGUUAUUUAUCGUGUGGAAGUCAAAGAAAAUAUCUCAUAUAUAUUAUUUUUCGCCUCCUGUUAGCUGUAAAGGCAGAGGUUUCAGUGAGCAGGGAGGGAUUGGAGUUUGAUAGGAUGUUGAGAGCUCUGAGCUGGUAUGAACACCAGACCUCUUCUGAUAACAAAAACUCAAAUAAACACUUCUGUGUGUAACAUUUCAAAGAAUACUGAAACCUGCCAAAUAAUGAUAUGUAAGCACAAUGGACAAGAUUAGGGGUAGAAUUCAAUCAAACAUGUCAUGACUUGAGACUUGAUGGUGUGUGUGUGUGUGGGUGUCACUCAGCCCUGUCAUUUUGUUAGAUCUUGCUGAGAUUCGUCAUGGUAUUUGCAGGUUUAAAGUAUGGUUAUUAAACUGGCAGUUAAUUUUCACCAAACACUGUGAUGAUAAGUGUUACAUUUUCUUCUUACAUUUACAUUCUCUGCACCUCAACAAAUUUGAUCACCACCAAGCAUUUAAUGAAGCUGUUCUCUCUGAACGAAGGGGGGGGGGGGGUGCUUGGGUUUGAGGGCAGAGGUUGAAGUUCAACUCUAGUCAACCUUGAGGCCAAAGUGGCAUUAUUUAUCUCUGUGGGGAGAGUCUGUUACAUUGCUACCCCAUAAACGGACCCAGUCCCAGUGGAAUGGUGGAAUGUUAAUGGUCGCCCUGAGAAUGGCAGGUCACAGUCAAUCCCUUGACACAGGUCACCUCCAACCAGUGACCCCCAGUUUAACCAAACCCAGAACACUUUCUAAACACCUCAUCCAGUAACAUGUCUGAAAGCAGAGUUGGAAUCCACUACCAAAAAGUUAUUAGCCAUGGUGAACCACCAGUGGAUAUACAGCACACCAGCGCCUUAAUAGAGAGGCAAAUAUAAAACAUGACAAAAUACAGUAUCUGUAACCCGGUUACAGUAGCCAACUCUUAUCAUUGUCAUGCUAUACGACAUGGCUAAAGCACAAACAGCACUGGACUGCUAGGCUAGAGUAUGUGCAUCUGUUGUCUAGGUAAGAAACCAACCCAGGAGCCUGCACUGCUGCACUGUGAGUUGAUGAAGUCUUUCUGUGACAGGGUGGAAAUAGUUUGUCCAGCCAAAGACUUGUCAGUCCUGGGAGGCAGCGUACUAAAUACCUUGGGAAUGGAGCUCAGAUUUAUAGCUCUGUAACCAUUGCAGAGCACUACAGCCCCCAAGGGAGGGACCAUAUAGCUUAAGCAAUAAAUUGGAUUAAUUAAUAGGUCUAAAUGUUCUCACUCUGAGGCAUCCUUUCCAGUGGUGAUGAAGAGGUAGGCAACCUUUACUCAUAUCUGACCAUCGGUUUGGGAGACCAACAGACUAUUACUCAUCAUAACCGAGUAUGAUCCAACACCUCAGUCUUAGAUGUUUUAUUUUGUGGAAAGCGAGCCGUAAUGGUAUAUUCUCUCUGCCACAAGUCCCUUUCCACAACAUUAAGAAUAUUGUUCUUUUUUCACUGAUUUCUUCAAGGAUUUAUGAAACUUGCACACCAAGGGGCCAAGCUUGUUCCAGGAGCAGGACAGAGCUAGGUAUGAGGGAAAGUUGUGGUGGCUGCCAAGGAGUUGCAGUUGACCGGAACAUGCCAAAGACCAUUUGAAAGUGACUAAUUUGGUUUUUCUAAAGACCUGUUGGAGGUGACAUAUGUGUCCUCUAAACUAGGCUACUGACAGCUGUCAUACUGAGGUUUCUACAAAUUUAAUGGUACCACUUUGGGUAUUGUUUGCAGGGUUAUUUGAAAACUAUUGCACUGUAUUUCAUGAGCAAAAACAAUCGUUCCCACAAACAGAGUCAACUUCAAAGAGCUCUCACAAUGGAAAACUAUACAAAACAAUCAAUCUUAUGGACAUCCCUUUGUCUGAAAGACCUCAUCUGUAAUUUUGCAGGAUCAAAUGUAAUUCCUAACAUUCUGAAGUUGGGUGAAAGAGAGAACUUUGCAAGAACAACUGCUGUUUGUUACAAGUGACCUUGUUUAACAAACCAAUGCAUCUCUAGUUUGUCACAAAUAAAUGACCAAUGUGACUAGGGAAGCAAAUGUGGUCCAUUUCCUCAAAAUGGUAUUCCAUUGUUCUAUGUAUUGAAAUGGCUCAGGAGAGGAAGGUUUCUCAUAUCAUUUCCUGUUCUCAUGUAUAAAUAAUCCUCCUCAGAAUGAUUUUUGCUUGCUUCCCAUGACCGUAUGAAUAAAUAUAGCAUGGCACAGACAGUGUAAAACAGUACCUGGGACAAUUCUGUGAAAUAUUGGAAUACUUUGGAGUUCGGAUUCAAUGCUUUGACAAAUUACAUCUUAUCAUUUACACUAAGUGUACAAAACAUUAGGAACACCUGCUCUUUCCAUGACAGACUGACCAGGUGAAUCCAGGUGAAAGCUAUAGUCCCUUAUUGAUGUCACCUGUUAAAUCCACUUCAAUCAGUGUAGAUGAAGGAGAGAAAACAGUUUAAAGAAGGAUUGUUAAGCCUUGAGACAUGGAUUGUGUAUGUGUGCCAUUCAGAUGGUGAAUGGGCAAGACAAAAUAUUUAAGUGCCUUUGAACGGGGUAUUGUAGUAGUUGCCAGGUGCACCGGUUUGUGUCAAGAACUGCAACACUGCUGGGUUUUUCACGCCCAACAGUUUCCCGUGUGUAUCAAGAAUGGUCCACCACCCAAAGGACAUCCAACCAACUUGACACAACUAUGGGAAGCAUUGGAGACAACAUGGGCCAGCAUCCCUGUGGAAUGCUUUCGGCACCUUGUAGAAUCCAUGCCCCGACGAAUUGAGGGUGUUCCUAGGUCAAAAGGGGGUGCAACUCAAUAUUAGGAAGGUGUUCCUAAUGUUUUGUGCACUGUGUAUAGUCUUAUAGGCAACUUGUACUAAAUACGUAUUGAUUUACAUGUCUUCACUACAGUAUUAAUUUUUUUAUUUUUAGAUCAUCUUAUUAAAGCCCAUCUGGACUGAUGGUUGAAAUACAGUGCCUUCAGAAAGUAUUCACACCCUUGACUUUUUCCACAUUUUGUUGUGUUACAGCCUGAGAUUUUGUGUCACUGGCCUACAGACAAUAACCCAUAAUGUCAAAGUGGAAUAAUGUUUUUAUACAUUUUUACAAAUUAAUUAAAAAUGAAAAGCUAAAAUGUCUUGAGUCAAUAAGUAUUGAACCCCUUUGUUAAAACAAGCCUAAAUAAGUUCAGGAGUAAAAAUGUGCUUAACAAGUCACAUAAUAAGUUUCAUGGACUCACUCUGUGUGCAAUAAUAGUGUUUAACAUGAUUUGUUAAUGACUAACUAAUCUCUGUACCCCACACAUACAAUUAUCUGUAAGGUCCCUCAGUCGAGCAACGAAUUUCAAACACAAAGACCAGGGAGGUUUUCCAAUGCCUUGCAAAGAAGGGCACCUACUGGUAGUUGGGUAAAAAUAAAAGAAACAGCCAUUGAAUAUCCCUUUGAGAAUGGGGAAGUUAUUAAUUACACUUUGGAUGGUGUAUCAAUACACCCAGUCAUUACAAAGAUACAGGCGUCCUUCUUAAUCUUAGUUGUCGGAGAGGAUUGAAACCUUGAGGCCAAUGGUGACUUUAAAACAGUUAACUAAUUUAACGGCUGUGAUAGAGAAAAUUGAGGAUGGAUCAACAUAAUUGUAAUUACUCCGCAAUACUAACCUAAAUGACAGAGUGAAAAGAAAGAAGCCUGUACAGAAUAAAACAUAUUCCAAAACAUGCAUCCUGUUUGCAAUAAGGCACUAAAGUAAAACUGCAAAAAAUGUAUGUCCUGAAUACAAAGCGUUAAGUUUGGGGCAAAUCCAACACAACACAUCACUGAGUACCCCUCUUCAUAUUUUCAAGCAUGGUGGUGGCUGCAUCAUGUUAUGGUUAUGCUUGUCAUUGGAAAGGACUAGGGAGUUUUUUUAGGAUAAAAAGAAACAGAAUAGAGCUAAGCACAGGCAAAAUCCUAGAGGAAAACCUGGUUCAGUCUGCUUUCCAACAGACACUGGGAGACAAAUUCACCUUUCAGCAGGACAAUAACCUAAAACACAAGGCCAAAUGUACACUGGACUUGCUUACCAAGAUGAGAUUGAAUGUUCCUGAGUGGCCUAGUUACCGUUUUGACUUAAAUCGGCAUAAAAAUCUAUGGCAAGACUUGAAAAUGGCUGUCUAGCAAUGAUCAACAAACAACUUGACAGAGCUUGAAUAAUUGUUUUUAUAAUAAUGUGAAAAUAUUGUACAAUGCAGGUAUGCAAAGCUCUUAAAAACGUACCCAGAAAGACUCAGCUAUAAUCGCUGCUAAAUGAGUAUCUAACAUGUAUUAUUGACUCAGGGGUGUGACUACUUAUGUAAAUGAGAUAUUUCUGUAUUUCAUUUAAAAUACAUUUGCAAAAAUUUCUAAAAACAUAUUUUAACUUUGUCAUUAUGGGGUAUUGUGUGUAGAUGGGUGAGAGAAAAAAACAAUAUUUAAUAUAUUUUGAAUUCAGGCUGUAACAACAAAAUGUGGAAUAAAUCAAUAAUUUCUGAAGGCACUGUAGCUCAUGGUAAAGCAUGAUGAUGCAAUGCACAGACUCUUGAUUAUUCAACAUGACAAUAUCUGUGCUUACUCAAAUAAACCAUUUAAAAUAAUGUGUAUACCUAGGCCUAUCUAGAACAUUACAAUAUAUGGAUACUAAAUACACAUCAUGCAUUGCCUCCUAGUAAUUAGGCUGGCUGACAGAAAGACAUGAAUGAAUGAAUGACGCAAAUGAAUGAAAUGUAACCAACACUGAAAAGUUUUGCAAACUUUGAUAUUUUACACUAGCCGCCCUACUUGUGAAACCAUCUGGAUUGAAACUUGUUAGAGCUUGUACAGGAGUGUUUGAAGUGCACCAUUUUCGUGAUGCCACAGAUCUCUAUCUAAUCUGCAUUGCAUCUCCACCUGUAAAACGGCAGCAACCAUUGUUCAGAGCGUCUCCCUAUGCAUUGGCCCUAUCCAGAUUCUACAUUCCUGAAAAAUCAGCACUAGGGCUAGGGGCUGUCCUAGUAUUCACAGACGCCGGUGGCAGACGGGAUCAUGGCCUACUCAGCACUGAAUUGCACACCUUUUAUGUUGUGUUUUAUUUAUUGUGCGUUACUUUUUGGUAAUAUAUUUUGCGAUGCUGAUUCAGAAGAAGAUGAACAUGCCAAGCAUACGUAUACGGUGGAUAUGUUCAACGAUGCUGUCCCCACCGCUCCCCACUUUGUCAUGUUCUUCGCCCCUUGGUAAGCAAACGUUUAUUCACGUUUUAACCUGAAUGAAUGGAUUAGCUAGUUAGUAGCUAGCAAUUUGUAAAGUUAUUGACAACGUUACAUAUUUCCUUACCAAAAUUAGCUAGCUGUUUCAUUUUCAAGUUGUCAUGACAUGAUGGGCAAGCUGCUAACUUUGAUUACUGCUACUAGCAAACGUUACCUAGUUAACUGCAGCUAACUAGCGUAGCUUUUUGACGGCUAACGUUAGCUGACUACUGAUCUAACUAAUAAGCUGUCUAGUCAGCCGACUUGUCUUUUUAGUUACACGUGAUAUGAUAUGGCUGUUGUAUAUAAAAUGUUAAUUCAUCCUUGCAUUUGAUGCAAAGUCCAUUUAAUCUGGCUAACGCGUUGUCUAUUACUCCAAUACUCGAGCGUUAGGUAGCAUGUUAUGGCUGCUACAUUUUGGGAUACCGUUAUUUAAACUAGCGAACUUUUUGAAGUCACGUUUCAACUUGAACUGUCCCGUACUUUAACAUGUUAGUUGACAAAGUCGCUACAUGCACACCGCAGUGUUUUUUCAAGGUGUUAAUUUUGCUGCUUAAAUGUUUCUACUGUACAGCAGCUUGCUUGCUAACAUUACAAUACAGUACAGUGGAGGAAUAGAUCAUUUCAGGAUUCGUUCCUGCUGUGACCGUUUACGUGGCACUGAUAAACGUAACCUCGUAGACAUGCACGCACAAAAGCUGUGCCUAAAAAUGUCCCAUCUUUUUUUUGCCCAGUGAAUAAUCUACUUGAUGUAGUUAGGCCUAAAUGGGAUUUAACAUAUGUUGGUGUCUUUGCUGACAUUUAGGCUUAUAGAAAAACAUGUAGCGCUUCAUCAUGGAAGUAAAAUAUCAGUCUUUUCUCCUCAGAGAUAUUUCCUCAAAAGGAUUUCUGGUCGCCUCCCUAUGUUUUCUUGAUACUCAUGUGAAGUGUCACACCUCCCCAUAUACAAGCAUAGCCGCGGAAAGUAGGGGUGCUGAGGGGGCUGCAGCAACCCUAAAAAAUCUAAAUAAAACCAAUAAUAAUAAUAAAAAAAAAUAUUCAUAAAAGUAGUGCACUCGGCCUUUACUAGUCCGAUAUAUAGCCGUCUGUAGCGCUGGCAAAAAAAAAAACAAUUCUCUGCUGCAUUGUCUUUUCAGGUGUGGUCACUGCCAGAGGCUACAAGGGACAUGGAACGAGAUGGCGGACAAAUACAACAGCAUGGAGUCGCCGCCGGCCUACGUUGUAAAGGUUGACUGCACUCAGGACGUCAAGUUCUGCUCCAACGUCCACGGCAUCAGUGGCUACCCUACGUAAGUACAGUGGCGUAUUCAUUUGAGCUGAACAACAAUUUUGCAGUUUUAAAGCUAAUUUCCUGCAAUUCUAUGCAUUUUGCCAAUGCUACUGCUGUGUUCCUCUGCUCAAACAUUAUAACAAAAUCAAUGUUCACGUGCCCUCAAUUCCAUUUUUUUUAUUUUUUUUCUCAAUACUCCCUGACUGUCUAGUUUUUAUUUUAUUGUUAGUUUUCAAAUAUGAUAUUAUUUAAACAAAUAUUAAUAUAGUUCAAUAUCUUUUCUGCAUGCUUUCUAUCUGGUAUUGGUCGUUUAAGUUGACACAAACUGUUUUUCCAUCGUGAAAAUUACCACUUAGCUGGCCUGCCUAAUCAUUUUCUAUACAGAACAUACCCUGUAAUUAGCUUGAUUUUGGCAAUGAAGCCAUUUAUCUACUUCUCCAGAGUUGGAUGAACACGAACAGUUUGCAUGCUAACUGUUCCUGUAGACUUCCAGUCAUUAUGCUAACACUAGUUAGCAUUGGCUUGUGAAACUACCUCUAACUUCCCCCAUACUGGACGCGGAGACAUACAAAUGGUAUCUACAAUGGACCCCAAUUUGAAAAACUCUGCAUUGUGCAAUAGAACAGUUUCUUCUUGGUUUUCUUAUUGGAUAAGUUGAGAGUACCUCACCGUUUCGGGGCACAUUUUGCUACAGGGAUAAACCAUGAAGAGCAGUGAGCUUCAAUGUAGAUUGAUUACUUAUUGACAGAUAGCAGUGAACAUUGACAUGCAUUUCGUUGAAUUUUUAACCACUGGUUUUGCAGUGUAUGCUCUUUAAAGGAGGAACCUGGACCCUAGCAUGCUUAUAAACUACUUGGUCGAAAAAAAACGACUGUCACAAAGAAAGUAUUAACAUUUUAUUAGCCAUGAACAUGAUGUAAAUGUGUUGCAAAGGAGUUGACCAAUUUGGUGUAUUUUGAGUGUGUCGGUACUGCAGAGGAGUAUGGCCAAGCCCUAGUCAUUGAGUCGUAUGAUCUCAUUGAUCCCUGUGUUGUCUGUAGGCUAAAGCUGUUCAAGCCCGAGCAGGAGGCGAUGAAGUACCAAGGCCCCAGGGACCUGCAGUCUAUGGAGACCUGGAUGCUCAACACUUUGCAGGAGGAGCCUGUGGUAAGGAGAAAGGGGAGGGGAGGGGGGUUCAUGCAAAUCAAAUCAAAUCAAAUUUUAUUGGUCACAUGCGCCGAAUACAACAGGUGCAGACAUUACAGUGAAAUGCUUACUUACAGCCCUUAACCAACAGUGCAUUUAUUUUAAACAAAAAAAGUAAGAAUAAAACAACAACAAAAAAAGUGUUGAGGAAAAAAAGAGCAGAAGUAAAAUAAAGUGACAGUAGGGAGGCUAUAUAUACAGGGGGGUACCGUUGCAGAGUCAAUGUGCGGGGGCACCGGCUAGUUGAGGUAGUUGAGGUAAUAUGUACAUGUGGGUAGAGUUAAAGUGACUAUGCAUAAAUACUUAACAGAGUAGCAGCAGCGUAAAAAGGAUGGGGUGGGGGGGCAGUGCAAAUAGUCCGGGUAGCCAUGAUUAGCUGUUCAGGAGUCUUAUGGCUUGGGGGUAGAAGCUGUUGAGAAGUCUUUUGGACCUAGACUUGGCACUCCGGUACCGCUUGCCGUGCGGUAGCAGAGAGAACAGUCUAUGACUAGGGUGGCUGGAGUCUUUGACAAUUUUGAGGGCCUUCCUCUGACACCGCCUGGUAUAGAGGUCCUGGAUGGCAGGAAGCUUGGCCCCAGUGAUGUACUGGGCCGUACGCACUACCCUCUGUAGUGCCUUGCGGUCAGAGGCCAAGCAGUUGCCAUACCAGGCGGUGAUGCAACCAGUCAGGAUGCUCUCGAUGGUGCAGCUGUAGAAUUUUUUGAGGAUCUGAGGACCCAUGCCAAAUCUUUUUAGUCUCCUGAGGAGAGACAUCCCAUCAUCUCAUCUGAAAUGGCUUCUCAUUUCCUUCAUCUGCGCUGAUGGAUAGGUGAAAGCAAAUGAACGGAAGACAACGUCCUUGUUGUUUCCACAUUAUCCUGUUUUCAGUUCAGGCGACUGGUACUUACUUGCGUGUGCUUUUUUAAAGCCUACAGUGAGGGAAAAAAGUAUUUGAUCCCCUGCUGAUUUUGUAUGUUUGCCUACUGACGAAGAAAUGAUCAGUCUUUAAUUUUAAUGGUAGGUUUAUUUGAACAGUGAGAGACAGAAUAACAACAAAAAAAUCCAUAAAAACGCAUGUCAAAAAUGUUAUAAAUUGAUUUGCAUUUUAAUCAGGGAAAUAAGUAUUUGACCCCCUCUCAAUCAGAAAGAUGUAUGGCUCCCAGGUGUCUUUUAUACAGGUAACGAGCUGAGAUUAGGAGCACACUCUUAAAGGGAGUGCUCCUAAUCUCAGUUUGUUACCUGUAUAAAAGACAACUGUCCACAGAAGCAAUCAAUCAAUCAGAUUCCAAACUCUCCACCAUGGCCAAGACCAAAGAGCUCUCCAAGGAUGUCAGGAACAAGAUUGUAGACCUACACAAGGCUGGAAUGGGCUACAAGACCAUUGCCAAGCAGCUUGGUGAGAAGGUGACAACAGUUUGUGCGAUUAUUCGCAAAUGGAAGAAACACAAAAGAACUGUCAGUCUCUCUCGGCCUGGGGCUCCAUGCAAGAUCUCACCUCGUGGAGUUGCAAUGAUCAUGAGAACGGUGAGGAAUCAGCCCAGAACUACACGGGAGGAUCUUGUCAAUGAUCUCAAGGCAGCUGGGACCAUAGUCACCAAGAAAACAGUUGGUAACACACUACGCCGUGAAGGACUGAAAUCCUGCAGUGCCCGCAAGGUCCCCCUGCUCAAGAAAGCACAUAUACAGGCCCGUCUGAAGUUUGCCAAUGAACAUCUGAAUGAUUCAGAGGAGAACUGGGUGCUAGUGUUGUGGUCAGAUGAGACCAAAAUCAAGCUCUUUGGCAUCAACUCAACUCGCCGUGUUUGGAGGAGGAGGAAUGCUGCCUAUGACCCCAAGAACACCAUCCCCACCGUCAAACAUGGAGGUGGAAACAUUAUGCUUUGGGGGUGUUUUUCUGCUAAGGGGACAGGACAACUUCAACGCAUCAAAGGGACGAUGGACGAGGGCCAUGUACCGUCAAAUCUUGGGUGAGAACCUCCUUCCCUCAGCCAGGGCAUUGAAAUGGGUCGUGGAUGGGUAUUCCAGCAUGACAAUGACCCAAAACACACGGCCAAGGCAACAAAGGAGUGGCUCAAGAAGAAGCACAUUAAGGUACUGGAGUGGCCUAGCCAGUCUCCAGACCUUAAUCCCAUAGAAAAUCUGUGGAGGGAGCUGAAGGUUCGAGUUGCCAAACGUCAGCCUCGAAACCUUAAUGACUUGGAGAAGAUCUGCAAAGAGGAGUGGGACAAAAUCCCUCCUGAGAUGUGUGCAAACCUGGUGGCCAACUACAAGAAACGUCUGACCUCUGUGAUUGCCAACAAGGGUUUUGCCACCAAGUACUAAGUCAUGUUUUGCAGUGGGGUCAAAUACUUAUUUCCCUCAUUAAAAUGCAAAUCAAUUUAUAACAUUUUUUACAUGCGUUUUUCUGGAUUUUUUUGUUGUUAUUCUGUCUCUCACUGUUCAAAUAAACCUACCAUUAAAAUUAUAGACUGAUCAUGUCUUUGUCAGUGGGCAAACGUACAAAAUCAGCAGGGGAUCAAAUACUUUUUUCCCUCACUGUAUGUCAGAUACUCCAGUGAGUGUAAUUGGCUCAAAUGAGUGUCAUUUGCUAAAUAUUAGGAGUUCAUAAAUAAAGUUGACAUCAUUAGAAAGAUAUAUUUUCAAUUGUAGGUGUGUCAUUUAAAAUGUUUAUUCUGUUGUUGGACCCCAGUGUUGAAUACCCCUGCUUUAGACUUUUGAGAGCAUCUAAGUAGAAGAUACAGUAGGUGAUCCUGUAUGGCUCAGUUGGUAGAGCAUGGUGCAUGCAACGUCAGGAUUGUAGGUUCGAUUCCCAGGGCCACCCAUAUGUAAAAUGUAUGCAUGCAUGACUAGGACGCUUUGGAUAAAAACGUCUGCUAAAUGGCAUAUUUUUUAAAUAUUAUUAUUAUAUAUAUUGAAUUGGAAACCUUUUGAGACUAAUGUUAUGUGAUGGUAGUCUUUAUUUGACCUGUGUCAUGAUGUUCUGUGGUUCUGUAGGAGCCAGAGACUGAGCUGGAGCCUCCCAAAGCCCCAGAGCCCAAACAGGGCCUGUAUGACCUCACCGCCAGCAACUUCAAGGCCCACGUCUCUAAAGGUAACGUGGGGAGGACUGGGAUCAAUCAGUACCACACGUGGCAACGGUCUCUUUAUAGCCUGGUCCCAGAACUGUCUCUGCUCUCUUGUCAACUUGCAGUUGUCAUGCACGAUAGGAGUUGGCAAGAGGGCACACACAGACCUGGGACCAGGCUUGUCUCUUUAUACCAGAAUACAACCCAAUGUUUUAUGCAAGUUGCAUACGUAACGUUUCUACAACGUUGAACAUAAUUUAGGCGCCGUUAUUCCCUUGAAACCAUGAUGCAAUCCACUCUACAUUUAUCUAAUGCAAACCGCAUGUUUCCGAUCGCUGGACAAGCAGAACAAAAAUAAAUGGUCACUAUAAUUGCCCUGAUGAAAUUGCAGCUCUUAAAGGGAUACUUUUGGGAUUUUGGCAAUGAGGCCCUUUAUCUAUACUGAACCAAAAUAUAAACGCAACAAUUUCAAAGAUUUUACUGAGUUACAGUUCAUAUAAAGAAAUCAGUCAAUUACAAUAAAUAAAUUAGACACCAAUUUAUGGAUUUCACAUGACUGGGCAGGGGCGCAGCCAUGGGUGGUCCUGGGAGGGCAUAGGCCCACCCACUUGAGAACCAGGCCCAGCCAAUCAGAAUGAGUUUUUCCCCACAAAAGGGCUUUAUUACAGACAGAAAUACUCCUCAGUUUCAUCAGCUGUCCAGGUGGCUGGUUUCAGACAAUCCUGCAGGUGAAGAAGCCGGAUGUGGAGGUCCUGGGCUGGCGUGGUUACACGUGGUCCUCUGUUGUGAGGCUUGUUGUACGUACUGCCAAAUUCUCUAAAACGACGUUGGCGGCGACUUAUGGUAGAGAAAUGAACCUUACAUUCUCAGGCAACAGCUCUGGUGGACAUUAAUGCAGUCAGCAUGCCAAUUGCAUGCUCCCUCAAAACUUGAAACAUCUGUGGCACAACGCCUUUUAUCUCCUUUUAUCGUCCCCAGCACAAGGUGCACCUGUGUAAUGAUCAUGCUGUUUAAUCAGCUUCUUGAUAUGCCACACCUGUCAGGUGGAUGGAUUAUCUUGGCAAAGGAGAAAUGCUCACUAACAGGGUUGUAAACUAAUUUGUGCACAACAUUUGAGAGAAAUAAGCUUUUUGUGCAUAUGGAACAUUUCUUAUUUCAGCUAAUGAAACAUGGGACCAACACUUUACAUGUUGCGUUUAUUUUUGUUCAGUAUACUUCCCCAGAGUCAGAUGAACUCAAGGAUACCAUUUUUAUGUAUCAGUAUGAAGAAAGGUAGAGGUAGUUUCCCGAGCCAAUGCUAACUAGCGUUAGCACAAUGACUGGAAGUCUAUGGGUAUCUGCUUGCAUGCUAGCAGAUACCCAUAGACUUCCAGUCAUUGCACUAACGCUAGUUAGAAAUUACUCCAGCGCUAAUGAACAACUUCCUUCAAACCGAACGCAGAGACAUAAAAAUGGUAUCCACGAGUUCAUCUGACUCUGGGGCCUCAUUGUCACAAUCCCCAAAGUAUCCUUUUAAGCCUGGUUUUAGUCUGUUUUGGUUGAGAAUAAAAAUAAAUGAUUUCUGUUUUGGAGAAAAAAUACAGGAUAUGACAAGGUCAUUUGUAAGAGGAAUGUUUAUGGGUCUCACCUUUUAAAUCUUGGCAAGAUGAACUAUGACGAAAUUGCGUAAUCGGUAGCAUUUAACCUCUGUGAGCUCAGUUUAUUUUAGUCUCCAGGCCAGCAAUUUUAUAGUUGAUGUAAUUUCUCAUGUUAUUCCAUCAACUCAUAACCCAUCCUUAAGCUAAGACGCUCUUACCCUCUAACUUAAGGUAAUACGUACCUCUGUAAAAUGCUUUAUAAUUACGGUUCUUUCAGAUUGCAGCUAUUAUUACUGUACAUUUAUGUAUAUAUGAUGUUUUCCAGAAUGAAGUACAAUCUCCUUUUCUCCUUUCUGUCUCCUCUCUACAGGGUCCCACUUUGUCAAGUUCUUUGCCCCCUGGUGCGGUCACUGCAAGGCCAUGGUCCCCACCUGGGAGCAGCUGGCCACCAGUUUCGAGCACUCGGACAACAUCAAGAUCGGCAAGGUUGGUGACAAGUUCCAACUCUGCCUGAGCAACAGCAGGGGACCGGAGUCACUGUUAUCUAUGUAACAAGACCAGGACACGGAUCUUCUGACGAGUCAUUUUGUUUGUACAAUGAGAUAAUACAACCCACUGAACAAAUGUUAUUUAUGGCUGUGGCCUGAUGUUUGUAUUGAAUUGCAUGUUGAUAUUUCCAAGUUCAAAGCACAACUAGCUAUCUUUACCAACUACAGGAGUUAAAUGUGAAGUAUGACAAACUAGGUAUGAGCUGGAUAUGCUGAAUGAAUUCUGAUUUAAACUGGUGUUGUGUGAUUGGCCAGGUGGACUGUACCCAGCACUACGAGGUGUGCUCUGAGAAUGCUGUGCGUGGCUACCCCACCCUACUCUUCUUCAAGGACGGAGAGAAGGUACAUAGUGUGGUUGGAUAGCACACUGAAGAAGACCUUGUGUCAUUGUGUUCAGUAACGCAUUUAAGCAUUUAAGGAGCUAUGGCUUCGCCAUUAAAACAGUCAGUUUGUUAACCCUUUCCAUUGCUGCUGUUUGUCUGUCCAGGCGGACCAGUACAGAGGCAAGCGGGACCUGGACUCUCUGAAGGACUUUGUGGACAACCAGGUCCAGGCUGCUACUAAGGAGGAUGACGAGCACCCGCAUGCUAACGAGAUCCCAGUACCCAGCGCCGAACCCGCCAAAGAGGAGGUGUGUGUGUGUGACUUUCUUUCAGGCACCGUGGGGCCAAGAGCAUGGGUCUUCCAGACUUUAAAUACACCACAUGCUAUUUAAAAACUCUGAGCUUUGGUCAAUGUUUUCUAACGAAAAAAAGAAGUUGAGCUCUGUUGUGGUAAGAUGCUAACGGCGAUAUCUCAUUUUGGGGGCGGGGCACCCUGUUGCAUGUGUGGGCAGCAAGUUUUUACAACAUACAGUACCAGUCGAAAGUUUGGACACACCUACUCAUUCCAGGGUUUUUCUUUAUUUUUACUAUUUUCUAUAUUGUAGAAUAAUAGUGAAGACAUCAAAACUAUGAAAUAACACACAUGGAAUCAUGUAGUCACCAAAAAAGUGAUAAACAAAUCAAAAUAUAUUUUAUAUUUGAGAUUCUUCAAAGUAGCCACCCUUUGCCUUGAUGACAGCUUUGCACACUCUUGGCAUUCUCUCAACCAGCUUCAUGAGGUAGUCACCUGGAAUGCAUUUCAAUUAACAGGUGUACCUUGUUAAAAGUUAAUAUGUGGAAUUUCUUUCCUUCUUAAUGCGUUUGAGCCAAUCAGUUGUGUUGUGACAAGGUAGGGGGGGGGUAUACAGAAGAUAGCCCUAUUUGGUAAAAGACCAAGUCCAUAUUAUGUCAAGAACAGCUCAAAGAGAAACGACAGUCCAUCAUUACUUUAAGACAUGAAGGUCAGUCAAGCCGGAAAGUUUAUUCAAGUGCAGUCGCAAAAACCUUCAAUCGCUAUGAUGAAACUGGCUCUCGUGAGGACCGCCACAGGAAAGUAAGACCCAGAGUUACCUCUGCUGCAGAGGAUACGUUCAUUAGAGUUACCAGCCUCAGAAAUUGCAGCCCAAAUAAAUGCUUCAGAGUUCAAGUAACCGACACAUCUCAACAUCAACUGUUCAGAGGAGACUGUGUGAAUCAGGCUUUCAUGGUCGAAUUGCUGCAAAGAAACCACUACUAAAGGACACCAAUAAGAUUUUUAUUUUUAUUUUUUAGGGGGUAGGUCAGCUUUAACAUUGCAGAUAGAUUGUAACUUCCAUCACUGUAAUUGUCUGCAUCACUUCCAAUCCCCCAUAUUUUCUUCCGCAAAAAAUUAUAUAUAUAUCAUUUUUUUAAAUGUAUUUUCCUUUAUUACUUUCCAACCCCACCACCCCUCCCCUAAUUGGAGUGAACAACAAAGCUUAGGUGUCUACUUCAAGCUUAUACAUACUAUAUACAUUUUAUGGACACAGUCAAUAAUAAUUAUAUUUUGUUUGUUUUUACUCCUGAACUUCCUCUACCCUCAACCUCUCUGAUCAUUUUCAUGACGUCCAUCCGGUUUGCCUCUACAUGCCAUAUCCCCAAACUGAGCUCUUUUUCACAAUAGUUCUCAACCUACAUACUUACUAUGGACACAGUAUGUUUUACAUGAGUUAUUUUGUUGUUAUUAGUCCCAACCUUCAGCUCCAUUCAACCCCUCCCAUCUAUCUCUUAACACCAUCCAUAUUGGAUUUCUACUUGCCAUAUAUUUCUCAACUGUACUGUGAUGUUGCACAAAAGUUCUGAACCCUUCUAUUCUCAUUGUUUCUACAGAUUGUAAAUUGAAAAUAAACAUUUUUGCUAAAAGUAUUAUAUUAUUGAUCGAUUGACAGACUUUUCAGAUCACCCAGUAGUGCUAUCUGCAGGGUUAGCUCCAGGUAAAUAUUGCAAUCCUUCAGCCAUUCGUGGACCUGUGACCAAAAACAAGCUACAUUUACAUCAUUUAGCAGACGCUCUUAUCCAGAGUGACUUACAAAUGGACAGUACCAAAACAAAUUAUCUAAUGAUUCUGUCUCUUCGCAGCAAAAUCUGCAGAGCUGGGAAGAUUGUAUCCCCCAUAUAAAUAAAAUUAUAUUGGUUGCAAUAAUUUUUUAUAAUAAUUUAAAUUGAAAAAUUCUUACGUUUUGAAUCCGGCGUCGUUUUGCGUGUCAGUUCAUAAACCAUUUGCCAUGGAAUCGGUACGUCAAAAAUCUCUUCCCAACUAUUUUGCCAUCUAUAUGGGACAGCUGUCAAUCCUUUGGUAUACUUUUUUAUUUAUCACAAUUUUCUUUAACCAAUUAUGGUCUUUAAUGCAGAGCCGACAGACACGUUCCUUACUUUUCCCUCCUUCCACUUUCCUCUUCCAUUUUUGCGGUAAUGCUGCAAUUAUUUGGUUGUAAUUUUGGGUAGAGCAGACAUUUUUGUUAGCUGCAUAUGCGACAUAACUCCACCAGUUCUACCUAUGAUAUAAUUUACGAAGAUCAUACCUUUUUUUUUUUUUUCUCCAAAAAAUGUUUUUUUUAUCAAUUAGUAUAUUUGAGUUUAACCACAAUAUUUUUGCAUUAUUUGUUCUGUCAUUUCUGGAGGAUUAAAUUGAAAUUGCAACCAACUUUCUAUGGCUUGUUUUAGAAAUAGUGAUGUUUGGGAGAUGAUUUCCUUUUCAAAUAACUGAAAGUGAGAAGUUGUAAUCUGAAUAAAGGGGAAAAGGCCAUUCUUGAACAUGGGGUGAGACAAUCUUACUAAUUUGCUAGAGAACCAGUUCAGAUUUAAGUAUAACUUUUGUAUGACCGAAGCUUUUAAUGAUAGGUCUAAUGCUUUCAUAUUUAAUAAUUUCUGUCCUCCGAAUUAUUUAAAUAGGCCCGUUUAAUUUUGUCUGGCUUGCCGUUCCAAAUAAAAUGGAAUAUUGUUUUCUCAUAUACAACAAAUAGUAAACUGGGAUAAUACUAAAGAGUUAAUCAGAGUGAUUUGUCCACAAAUAGACAGGUAUUUACCUUUCCAUGGUAGCAAGAUCUUAUCUAUUUUUGCUAACCUUCUGUUAAAAUUGAUUGGAGUGAGAAUGUAUUUCUUUUGGGAUAUAUAUUCUGAGUAUAGAGACUUGCUUGGGUCAAGAAACACGAGCAAUGGAUAUUAGACCGGUGGAAAUCUGUCCUUUGGUCUGAAGAGUCCAAAUUUGAGAGAUUUGGUUCCAACCGCCGUGUCUUUGUGAGAUGCAGAGUAGGUUAACGGAUGAUCUCUGCAUGUGUGGUUCCCACCGUGAAGCAUGGAGGAGGAGGUGUUUUGGUGUGGGGGUGCUUUGCUGGUGACACUGUCUGAUUUAUUUAGAAUUCAAGGCACACUUAACCAGCAUGGCUACCACAGCAUUCUGCAGCGAUACGCCAUCCCAUCUAGUUUGCGCUUAGUGGGACUAUAAUUUGUUUUUCAACAGGACAAUGACCCAACACAUCUCCAGGCUGUGUAAGGGCUAUUUGACCAAUAAGGAGAGUGAUGGAGUGCUGUAUCAGAUGACCUGGCCUCCACAAUCACCCGACCUCAACCCAAUUGAGAUGGUUCGGGAUGAGUUGGACCACAGAGUGAAGGAAAAGCAGCCAACAAGUGCUCAGCAUAUGUGGGAACUCCUUCAAGACUGUUGGAAAUGCAUUCCAGGUGAAGCUGGUUGAGAGAAUGCCAAGAGUGUGCAAAGCCUGUCAUCAAGGCAAAGGGUGGCUACUUUGAAGAAUCUAAAAUAAAAUAUAUUUUGAUUUGUUUAACACUUUUUUGGUUACUACAUGAUUCCAUAUGUGUUAUUUCAUAGUUUUGAUGUCUUCACUAUUAUUCUACAAUGUAGAAAAUAGGAAAAAAAUUAAGAAAAACCCUUGAAUGAGAAGGUGUGUCAACUUUUGACUGGUACUGUACCUCUCCAGAUACUUAAUGAGUGAAUAAGCUCUUGGGCAGAUGGUUUAGCAGUGAGAUUACCAUCUAGCCUGCUCAGGCCUACGCUGUGGAAUACAGUCUACUGCAGUGUACAGCAGGCAUAGGCCUCUGCUGCACAACGGUCAACUAGACCUAGCAAUUAUGGGCAGGCUAGCUAUUUCCUCCCGCCCAUGCCAAGGCAUCUCGGAUAGAGUGUUCAGUGUGAACAGUGACAUCACUUGAGGCUUAACCUUGAACAAAGACAUGGGACAAGUCUUUUAAGGAGCAAUCCAAAGCUAAUUCUAAUCCGUCUCGGAUGUUCGGUGUAGGAACUUAGGCUACUGGUCUUGUGGACAUGCAGUGCCUUCAGAAAGUGUUCAUACCCCUUGACUUAUUCCACAUUUAGUUGUGUUACAGCCUGAAUUCAAAAUGGAUUAAAUAUAUGUAUUUCUCUAACCCAUCUACACACAAUACCCCAUAAUACCAAAGUGAAAACAUGUUUUUAGAUAUUUUUGCAAAUUUAGUGAAAAUAACAAAGAAAUCUCAUUUACAUAAGUACUCACACCCCUGAGUUAAUACAUGUUAGAAUUAUCUUUGGCAGCGAUUACAGCUGAGUGUCUUUCUGGGUAAGUCUCUAAGAGCUUUGCACACCUGGAUUGUACAAUAUUUGCACAUUAUUUUUACAAUUCUUCAGGUUCUGUCAAGUUGAUUAUAGCUAGACAGCCAUUUUCAAGUCUUUCCAUAGAUUUUUAAUCCGAUUUAAGUCUAAACUGGAACUAGGCCACUCAGAAACAUUCAAUGUCGUCUUGGUAAGCAAGUCCAGUGUAUAUUUGGCCUUGUGUUUUAGGUUCUUGUCCUGCUGAAAGGUGAAUUUGUCUCCCAGUGUCUGUUGGAAAGCAGACUGAAUCAGGUUUUCCUCAAGGAUUUUGCCUGUGCUUAGCCCUAUUCCAUUUCUUCUUACCCUAAAAAACUCCCUAGUCCUUUCUGAUGACAAGCAUACCCAUAACAUGAUGCAGCCACCACCAUGCUUGAAAAUAUGAAGAGGGGUACUCAGUGAUGUGUUGGAUUUGCCCCCAAACAUAACACACUGUAUUAAUUUCUUUGCCACAUUUGUAGCAGUUUUACUGUAGUGCCUUAUUGCAAACAGGAUGCAUGUUUUGUAAUAUUUUUGUUCUGUACAGGCUUCCUUCUUUUCACUGUGUCAUUUAGGUUAGUAUUGUGGAGUAACUACAAUUUAGUUUUCUCCUAUCACAGCCAUUAAACUCUGUAACUGUUUAAACUCUGUAACUGGUAAAGUCACCAUUGGCCUCAUGGUGAAAUCCCUGAGUGGUUUCCUUCCUCUCCGGCAACUGAGUUAGGAAGGACGUGUGUGUCUUUUCUAUUGACUGGGUGUAUUGAUACAUCAUCCAAAGUGUAAUUAAUAAUUCACCAUGCUCAAAGGGAUAUUCAAUGUCAGCUUGUUUUAUUUUGACCAAUCUACCGAUAGGUGCCCAUCUUUGCAUUGGAAAACCUCCCUGGUCUUUGUGGUUGAAUCUGUGUUUGAAAUUCACUGCUUGACUGAGGGACCUUACAGAUAAUUGUAUGGGGUACAGAGACGAGGUAGUCAUUAAAACAUCAUGUUAAACACUAUUAUUGCACACAGUGAGUCCAUGCAACUUAUAAUGUGACUUGUUAAGCAAAUCUUUACUCCUGAAAUUAUUUAAAUUAGCUAUACUGUAACAAAGGGGUUGAAUACUUAUUGACCUAAGACAUUUCAGCUUUUCAUUUUUUAUUCAUUUGUUAAAAAAAAAUAUAUAUAUAUAUAUGAAAACGUCAUUCCACUUUGACAUUAUGGGUUAUUGUGUGUAGGCCAGUGAAACAAAAUCUAAAUUGAAUCCAUUUUAAAUUCAGGCUGUAACACAACAAAAUGUGGAAAAGGUUGAGGGGUGUGAAUUCUUUCUGAAGGCACUGUAUUAACCUAUACAUGACCAGGAAUGAUCCCAUCCGAAAUCAUCUCUGUUUUUUCCUGCAGUCUGGCGUUGUUACACUCACAGAGAGCAACUUUGACGAGACAGUGGCCAAGGGGCUGACGUUCAUCAAGUUCUACACUCCAUGGUAAGUGCUCUUAUAUACAGUACUAACGCUCUUUCUAUUUAUCUCACACGUAUGACCUUGGACAUUUGUGAGUCAGUGUCAUUUGAGUCAGUGGUACUUUUUAAGAAGUUGAGGAGGCUAGUGCAUUUCCCCUCAGGUAAUGGAGCGGCACACUUGCAGACAGAAGUUCCAUCUCAAUACUCUACUAAAGUGGCCUCAGCGCCCUAAUCUGCCCUGAUCUAGGCUAGGUGAAAGGAAUAUAAUGGAUGCCUGUUUUGUCACAGCAGUGCACAUGACUAAAAGUACACUAGAUUCAAGUACCACUCGACUAUUGAGAUGCAGUCGCAGAGAAAGAACACCUCUGUCGUCCACUGACUGGAUAACCUGCGUAAUUAUAACUGACUUGUCCCUCCCCGCCCACCCCCCCUCCAGGUGUGGCCACUGUAAGAAUCUGGCCCCUACAUGGGAGGACCUGUCCAAGAAGGAGUUCCCUGGCCUGACUGACGUGAAGAUUGGCAAAGUGGACUGCACAGUGGAGAGGACGAUCUGCAACAGGUUUUCAGUAGGUGUUCUACACUGAGUGUACAGAAAUUGAGUUGCACCCUCUCUUGCCCUCAGAACAGCCUCAGUUCGUCGGGGCAUGGACUCUACAAGGUGUCGAAAGCGUUCCACAGGGAUGCUGACCCAUGUUGACUCCAAUGCUUCACAUAGUUGUGUGAAGUUGGCUGGAUGUCAUUUGGGUGGUGGACCAUUCUUGAUACACAGGUGAAACUGUUGAGCAGUUAUUAACACUCAAACUGGUGCUCCUGGCACCUACUUAAAUAUUUUACUACCGUACCCCGUUCAAAGGCACUUAAAUAUUUUGUCUUGCCCAUUCACCCUCUGAAUGGCACAAAUACACAAUCCAUGUCUCAAUUGUCUCAAGGCUUAAAAAUCCUUCUUUAACCUGUCUCCUCCCCUUCAUCUACACUGAUUUAAAAUGGAUUUAACAGGUGACAUCAAUAAGGGAUCAUAGCUUUCACCUGGUCAGUCUAUUUCAUGGAAAUGUUUUGUACACUCAGUAUAAAUUGUAAAUUGACUGUCAGUAGCUAAGAUAUGGCUCAGAAAGAGCACUACUGUAGUCUGCGGUAUAAUUAGCAAGACCUUGAUUGUGUAACUUCACAUUUGGUUCAUAAACCCACACAAGCAGGUGAGACCCAGGGCCACAGGAAGUAUAAACGGUGAGUUAGCUGAGGUUGUGUACUGUGGUUCAAAAAGCCAUAAAACUAUACAGCCACCUCAUCGUGGGAUUGGAUGAUCAGUAGUGCUACGCUACCAGGAAUAGUGGAUCUCAAGACUCCCUCAUGGCCCUUUUUAAGACAGACCAUGUUAUAACCAUCACAACCUUUAUUAGUGGGAUGCUCUCUGGAAUUUUCCCUGACUCACCGUCUCAAGGCCAUGGACCAGUAGUCUCUUCAGCUGCAGCCUCUCUGGCUCUUAGAAGCUCACUGUUAGAAUUUAUUAAAUUAGUGUUAUGACUCGCACUGCUAAACAAUCUAGACGAUUCAUGCAUAGUUUAUAGUAAGAGAAAAACCGUGCAACCAUUAUUUCCUUCAGUGUUGGCCGAUCUGAAGGAAAGGUGGAAGUGAUAUGGUGAAGGCAUUGCAGGGUUAGGUGAAGUCAAGACCAUAUUGCUCAUACCUAUCCAUUCCCUUCAGAUCAGCAAACACUGAAGAGGUCGGGGCUAGCUAGGGGUUAUUACCUUGCUGACUUGUUAUCCAUGGACGAUGCCUAUUUCCCCUUUCUCUUCCACAGGUACGUGGGUACCCCACCCUGCUGCUGUUCAGAGCUGGUGCUCAAGGUGAGGAGCAUCACGGAGGGCGGGACUUGGAGAGCCUGCACAGUUUUGUGAUGAAGCAGGCCCGAGACGAGCUGUAGCAUUGUCCAAUCAACAUCCACCGUUACUUCUCUCCUCCCCCCAACACAGAAUGGUCCUCUCCCACAACGGCCAGCUCUUAUCUCUCUCCAUCUCCAAUCGUUUUUCUUUCAGAAAGGAGUAGCGUCAACACACUGCUUUUUAACCCCCUCUGUAAUGUCUCAUGCCUUGUGAGCGAGGCCAGUCUGAUUCUAUAAUAAUCCAAUAGUUUGUGUGAAAUGUGAAUGUGUUUUGUUUGGGCUGCUCCUCUGGAGAGCAUUGGCUGGCUCUGCAAACCAUUUUUUGCCAACGGUACUUAAAUCGGCCAAACCUUAAAAUGCAUACCUUUUUAUAGUCAUCUCUACACUUGACAACUCAAGCAGAGUCGUCUUAAAUAGUGCCUGCUGGUUGUAUCAAAAACCGUUGGAUUAAGCUGACUAAGUUUGUCUGAAAUUUUAUAGAUGUAAAUUUGUUAAUGUUAAUUUGGUGAUUUAAGAAAAUCGUGUUGACGAACAAUCAUGAGCCAUUGAUAUGUUACUGUAGCACAGGGGUCAAAGCCGCGUGACCUCUCAUGACAUUGACGGUACUUUUUAUCCAUGCCAGUGACGGCCUAACUAACUUAACUCUCAGGGACACCCAGUUGGAGUUCUCGGCCUACGCCAUACUGCUCUCUCUUAUCGGGUAUAUUUGUCUCCCCUUAUUUUUCUGACGAAUUCCCCCAACUGCUUUUUGGCUAUGAUUGGAAAUGCUGCAUGAAACUACUUUAAUGUUUCAUGUCAAACUGCCCUUUGUCUGUGUCAGUGAGUGGUCUUCCGUGACAUUGCAUAUGUACUACAAAAACUCUGAAUGUAUUUUUUGUUUUCCAUUUUAGUGUUGUAAGAGGCUUCAGUUCAGUCCCACGGUCCAAUGUCAGGCACCUCGGGACUGUUUUUCCCGUUCUCACUGUUUUAUGAACAAUGAUUGUGAUCGUCUGUUUGGCGCACUCAAGUCAUGCCUUAUGCAUGGAAUGUGCUAGUUUGUCAUUAAAGGAAACCAUGUUUUCAUAUUUGUCAUUAGUCCAUGUUUGAAACAUCCCUCAGAAAUGGUUUGUGAGGGAUUGUGUCCAACAUGGAUGAAUGAAAAAUGGUUUUGGGGUCAAAUGCUUCUUUACGGGUAGUUCAUUAAAAUGGAACAUUCAGAACUUUGCAGAUAAGGAUGUGUUUGUUCUAUACAACAUUCCUAUCUUGUGUCUGCUGUAAAUGCAAUAGAUUUCCCAAAGCGGAUUAAUAUUCUGUUCCAUUGACUAAGCCCCAUAUCAGACCCCAGGGUGUCACUCAAACAUCCAGUGAAGCACAAGAAUGCAACAACAGUGAUAAGGUCACUUUACUUUGGGGUUGUUGUUUGGUUACCUCAGAUGCUUGGAGAUCAAAAAACGGAAUACCCUAAAUAUAUUAUCCACUCAUAUAAUGAUCACUCAUGACUUGUUUAGUCUAUAAAUUACGAUUACAAAGUUGAUUUUUCUUUCCAUAUAUAGAAUAUUAUAUCAACCCAUAAUGUUAGUGAUUCUGAGUUUUAUUGAAGUGUGUGCUAUUCUGGGGUGGUUGAGGUAAAUGAAGUGGUCUGAGAAUGUGUGUGUGCAUGGAGUUGCUGUGUGAGGCAGUUUUUACAUUCAAUGCUCAAUUAAGGGAAACAAAUGCAUUCAGAGGCUAACCACUUAUUGUCAGUAAAAAUCUUUAUGGAUAGUACAUGGUCUAGGCAGACUCCAGUGAAGGAAAGCAGUAUUUUGUUAUUGUGAGUGGGUUGUACACUGCCCCCCCCCAAAAAAGGCAAGUUGUAACAUGAGAUUUUGUAAUAAAAUGUCUUUCCAAAAAUAGUAUUUUUCAUUUGUUCACGUUUCUUUCUCUGUAAUAUGGCAUGUGACUUUAAGAGGUGCAAUAAAUAAGCUGAAAAUGUACACGUAUUUACACACAAGUCUAAAUAUGACCACAAGAAAUGUAAACAGCAGCUUACUGGAGGUAUAUUUUGUGAUUUCUGAUUGGUUAGGCACAAAGGUAUCUUUUUUUCAGCUAGCAGGAUUGGGCUCAAUUAAAAGGCAGUCAAUUCAGG
Messenger RNA from Coregonus sp. 'balchen', 28139 nucleotides. NCBI's taxonomy places the organism in Eukaryota, Metazoa, Chordata, Actinopteri, Salmoniformes, Salmonidae. The record is from the annotation of a GenBank genome assembly.